Molecule: messenger RNA, 4578 nt
Organism: Rasamsonia emersonii CBS 393.64
Lineage: Eukaryota; Fungi; Ascomycota; Eurotiomycetes; Eurotiales; Trichocomaceae
Product: RNA helicase/RNAse III
Exons: 15
Coding region: 1-4578 (1525 amino acids)
Biological process (GO): siRNA processing
Cellular component (GO): nucleus; RISC complex; cytoplasm
Molecular function (GO): RNA binding; ATP binding; DNA binding
Source: RefSeq, a predicted model, not a curated record
AUGGAGCCCCCAAGAGAGGACGAAUCUAUUCCAUCUAGCAAUUCAGAGAGCGAAGAUCAGAGCACUACACACGCUCCCCUGGAGGAGAAGUCGAGGCGUCGGGUUCAGAAUGCUCAAUUCGAAACCUUACUAUCGGAAUACGCUGUUUCUAUGACCAAUGAACAGAUAAAGUCCGCCAUCAAGCAGGCUCCUAGUCCUGAAGGUUCUACCGUCCGUCUUAUCGCGGAGCAGGACUUUGCAUCUGUCAUCACCGAUCCAAGGGAAUAUCAAAUCGAGCUCUUUGAGAGAGCGAAGAAACAGAAUACGAUAGCGGUGCUAGAUACUGGAUCCGGUAAGACAUUGAUCGCUGUGCUUCUCUUGAAGCACAUCAUUCAGAAUGAGCUGGUCGAUCGUGGCUUGGGAAAACCUCCUCGUAUAUCGUUCUUUCUGGUAGACAGUGUGACUCUUGUUUACCAGCAAACGGCCGUUCUGAGAAAUAACAUCGAUCAGAAAGUUGCUCAAUUGUUCGGCGCCCUGGGUCUAGAUCUCUGGAGCAAGGAGAUUUGGAAUCAAUACUUCAAAGAAAACAUGGUGAUAGUGUGCACGGCGGAGAUCUUGCACCAGUGUCUUCUCAACUCUUACAUCGAGAUGAAGAAUAUUAAUUUGCUGAUCUUUGAUGAGGCCCACCACACGAAAAAGGAUCAUCCUUAUGCCAGGAUUAUCAAAGAUUCUUAUCUCAAAGAGGUUCCCGAAAAUAGACCGAGAAUUUUUGGGAUGACUGCAUCUCCUAUUGAUGCGAAAGGUGAUGUCGUGAAAGCAGCAAGAACGCUUGAAAAGCUUCUCGAUAGCCAAAUUGCAACAACGUCAAAUCUUACACUCCUGCGUCAGGUUGUGAGACGUCCAACAGAGCAGGUGUGGACCUACCCCAGACUUGACCCGCCUUUCAAGACGGCUCUGUAUAAAUGUCUCGAAACUCGAUUUGGCGAUAUGGAAUGCCUUGCAAAAAUCUUCAAAUUUUCACUGAAUGCUACCUCGGAGUUAGGUGAGUGGUGCUCAGACCAUGUAUGGGAUUAUAUUCUAGCAGAGGAGGUGGAUCCAAAACUCCAGGGAAGUGUUAGAAGAACUUUCAAUCGAAGCAUUCGGAACGGUUCGACGGAGAGGGUUGAAAGUGAAAUCAAUAGGUUGAAGGAAGCACGCGAAAUGGUGGCGACAUAUAGGCUUCGCAGCCACGACAUCUCGCAUCAACUGAGCCCAAAGGUACAACUGCUUCGCGAAAAAUUGUCGAAGUACUUUGAACGCGCAUCCGACACAAAAUGUAUUGUCUUCACGAAGCAGCGGCACACAGCACGGCUUCUUGGAGAUUUGUUUACGUCCUUGAACAUACCUAAUCUUCGCCCGGGGGUCCUGAUCGGGGUCAGGUCUAGUGACGAUGCGGGGAUGAACACCACCUAUCACCAACAAUUUAAGGCCAUGAUGAGGUUCAGGAAAGGAGAGUUAAAUUGCUUGUUUGCUACUUCCGUAGCUGAAGAAGGUCUCGACAUACCAGAUUGCAACCUCGUCGUCAGACAAAGAUUCGACCUGUACCAUACACUUAUUCAGUAUGUACAGAGUAGAGGUCGAGCAAGACAUGUUAACUCGACGUAUGCGCAUAUGGUAGAGCUCGAUAACCUUGAGCAUGAAACACGCCUGGAGGAAGUCCGUGAAGCUGAGGUAGGAAGAAAGAGAACCCAUUUUUUGUUCAGGCUAAUUAGGGAAUGUCAGGAUAUGAUGCGCCGAUUUUGUGAAAGUCUCCCUGAAGACAGAAUCCUCCGUGGAAAUGACUGCGAUGUGAACUAUCUAUUGGAAAAAGACUCCAGGAAGAGAACAUUCAAAGUCUCCAGCACCGGUGCCGUUCUAACAUAUCACUCAGCGUUAUCCGUUCUCGCCCGUUAUGCCAGCUCUUUGCAAUACGAGAAUGAAACAUCGCCUCAAGUGAACUACGUCGUUCUUCCGAUGAACAAUGCAUAUAUUUGCGAGGUAAUACUUCCAGAGAAGUCGCCGAUCAGGGGGCUUGUCGGAAAACCAGCCUCACAGAAGUCCCUCGCAAAACAGUCUGCAGCGUUCGACACGUGUCUUUUGCUCCGACGACACCAUCUGCUCGACGAUUAUUUCAUGUCUGCAUAUCAUAGACGAUUGCCUGUCAUGAGAAAUGCUAAGCUUGCGAUCGUUUCAAAGAAGACUAAUCGGUAUCAAAUGAUAACUAAACCAGCGUUCUGGGCUAAGGGCUGCGGAGUUACUCCAGAAUCCCUUUACGGGACGAUUAUAGUUCUGAACCCUGCUCAGAAGUUGACAAGGGAUCAUCGAUGUUUGGUCCUUCUGACCCGUGAAAGAUUGCCGGAAUUCCCUCGAUUCCCAAUAUAUUUGGAGGAGGAUAUCGAGACGGAAGUUCGUUCAAUACCGUUGAGGGCUGCCAUGGCGAUCAAAGCUAAAGAUCUCGACAUCCUAACAACCUUUACUCUUCGUGUUUUUCGCGAUCUGUUUCAUAAAACCUAUGAGCGAGACACAGAGGCGAUGCCGUAUUGGCUGGUACCAGCUGCAACACAUAUCGGGGAUUUUCACGACGACCUCAAACUCAACGAUAUAAUUGACUGGAACACGUUGGAAACUGUUCAAGAGAAUGACGAAAUAUCAUGGACUAAUGCCAAGGUCGCUGGAACUAUGCUUGACCGCUUUGUCUUCGAUAAGUGGGAUGGAAGGUAUCGCUAUUUCACGAUUGCGGUAGACAGAAAGCUUCGUCCAUCUGAUCCGCCACCGUCCUUUGUCCCUCGUCGUAGGCACAUGGACAACAUCAUGAAUUACUGCCUGAGCUUGUUCAAAAAUUCUCGAACUAAGUUCCUCGCUCAGUGUGACUGGGAUCAGCCGGUACUCAAGGCAGAAUUGGUUUCUCUCCGAAGAAACCUGCUGGACAAGAUGACGGACCAAGAAAAGGCUGUGGAGAGAAGAUGCGUAAUAUGUCUAGAGGCUCUCACAAUUUCGGCUAUUCCUUCUUCCGUUGCUGCGUCAUGCUUCGCCUUUCCGGCAAUUAUGAGUAGAUUUGAAUCGUAUCUCAUUGCUCGAGAAGCCUGUGAAAGUCUUGAUUUGGAUGUCAAGUUAUCAUAUGCUUUGGAAGCCCUGACUAAAGAUUCCGACAACACUGAGGAACAUCGAAGCAAGCAAAUCCACUUUCAGCGCGGAAUGGGAAAGAAUUACGAGCGUCUCGAAUUUUUGGGGGAUUGUUUCCUCAAGAUGGGAACGUCAAUUUCCCUAUUCGCGCAGAAUCCUCAUGACCAAGAAUUCGACUACCACGUGAAUAGAAUGUGCCUUAUCUGCAACAAAAACCUCUUCAAGACCGCCAAGGAACGGAAAAUUUAUGAGUUCAUUCGCAGCCAAGGUUUCUCUAGGCGGGGCUGGUAUCCCCAAGGCCUCAAGCUACUUCACGGCAAAAGCAGUGAUAGCAAGUCCGAUUCUAGCUGCACACAUGCUCUCGGUGAAAAGACAAUUGCCGACGUUUGUGAGGCAAUAAUAGGGGCAUCACUGCUGUCUGGCGGCCCUGAACAUCGAUUUGACAUGGCCGUAAAAGCAGUUACUGCGUUGGUCAACAGCAGCAAUCAUAAUGUGCAGAGCUGGCGGGAAUACUAUACACUCUACUCUCUACCCCGUUACCAGAUCCAAGCUCCCGACGGUUUCGAAAGGGACCUUGCCCAACGGGUUGAGGAAAAGCUUGGUUAUCAUUUCAGAUAUCCUAGACUGCUCCGGUCAGCUUUCACACAUCCAUCCUAUCCCUCGGCUUGGGCCAAGGUACCUUGUUAUCAGCGGCUCGAGUUCUUAGGGGAUUCACUGUUAGACAUGGUUUGUGUCGAGGAUCUUUUUCAGCGUUAUCCUGACCGUGAUCCACAGUGGCUCACGGAGCAUAAGAUGGCCAUGGUGUCCAACAAAUUCCUAGGAACCCUCGCCGUGCGACUGGAACUACAUACCCAUUUGCAACAUUUUAGCAAUCCACUCCAGAGCCAGAUCACCAACUAUGCUGAAGAGAUCCAGACAGCCCACCGAGAAAGCCAGGGCGCCAAGGAAUUCUGGGUGGCGACUGAAGACCCUCCAAAGUCUGCUGAUUAUGUGUACCAGUGUCUACCAGACAUGAUUGAAGCCUAUCUUGGCGCAAUCUUCGUCGAUUCAUGCUUCUGCUUCGAAGUCAUAGAGGACUUCUAUAGAAGACACAUCAGACAGUAUUUCGAAGAUAUGUCCUUGUACGACACCUUCGCAAACAAGCACCCGACGACGUUCCUCCACAAUCGGCUAUCAAAGGACUUUGGUUGCACGAAUUACUGUUUGAAGGCUGGGGAAAUCCCGACUGCUGACGGCGCACCUACGGUAGUAUUGGCGGCAGUGUUGGUGCAUAACACAGCCCUGGCCAAGGAGACCGCUUCUUCGGGUCGCUAUGCCAAAAUCAAAGCAAGCGAGGCUGCACUCAGGCUGCUCGAGGGACUCCACGCAUCCGACUUCCGCGAGCGGUACCAGUGUGACUGUUCGAAAGUCGAACAAGACGACACGCAUGCCAAUGGAGCAAUAGGCUCUGCCGUGUAG